Messenger RNA from Argiope bruennichi, 1463 nucleotides. Its product is annotated as coiled-coil domain-containing protein 13-like. The transcript is spliced from 9 exons. The record is from RefSeq and is a predicted model, not a curated record. Lineage: Eukaryota; Metazoa; Arthropoda; Arachnida; Araneae; Araneidae. Bases 219 to 1451 code for a protein of 410 amino acids.
UCAUUCCGCCAUUGCCAAACAUCAUAUAUAAUGUGAUCAUCACAUUUUUAACUUUAUGAAAAUAGUAAAAAAAAGAAAAAGCAUCAUACAAAUUUGAAAAAUUCGAGAAAAAAAUUGAACUAAAGAAAGAAGCAAAUAUAGAUGUUACAGAAAUUAAAAAUAUACAAGACAAUCAAGUUGACUUUCAAGAAUCAGUGAAGAAAAGUAUAUUUUGGAAAAUGCACUUGAAAAGAAAAGCUGGAUUAGAGGAAAUGAAUCAAUGUGUAGAGAACCUGGUAAAGGAAUGCUUAUUCUGGAAAAAGCAGUUGGAAGGUCUGACUUACCAAAAUUGGUUACUAGAAUCAGAAAAGCGGUCCCUCCGAGCCGAUUAUGAAGAACUUUUGGAAAAGACUAAACAUGACAUGGGUAUAAUCCUGAACUUAAAGGACUCUAAAAAGAAAUUGGAUCACGAAACAAAAGAAUACAUUAGGACUGACAGGGAACUCUCAACAUUAUAUUCCAUCAAUACGGAUUUGACCUCGGAUAAAUUGUUACUUGAAAGUAAAAAGAGCGAAUUAUUGGAUUGUUUGAAAAAGAAUACCGCAAAUAUGAAGAGAAUAAAUAAACUUCACAAUUGGAUACAAAAUCUUAUUGAGAAAGAGAAGAAACGUGGCGAGAGGAACAGCAAAAGGUACAAAGAAGAAAUGGGAAAGCUGAAUAAAGCAUUGACUGCCGAUGAUGUUGUGUUUGGAAAUUUCAAAGAAAUUCUUGCAGAUCAUGAACAGUUGAUUGUAGAUUUAGAAUCGUUUCUGAAUAUUGGAUUAAAGGAAUAUUUGAAUCCUGUUUCAACAGAAGACGAUGCAAAGGAGUCAUCCAAACAAGACACAGAAAACAUAUCCGAAAUCGAUACUCUAAACGAGACAGUGGUGAAUGAAAAAGUCAUCCCAAAAGAUGACGAGCCAGCCUCAGAUAAUUUGACUGCAGUGGAGAAAAACAUUUUUGAAGAAUGGCGAAAGAAUAAAAUCAGCUCCGUAUUGAUUGAAAAUGAGAAUUAUCAUCUUUUAAGACACUAUGAAUAUCUUCAUAAGAGGAUGAAAGAUCUGAAUGAACGAUAUAUCGAAAUGGCCGAUCUUCGCAAUAUGAAAGAAGCGGAGCUGCAUCGGUACAUGGCGAAAGCUACGGAUCUGUACCAUACAGUGACGAUGAAAAGAAAGAAGUUCGUUAUUCCACCAAGAGAUGAACGCGAAGAUCUGAGAAUAAGAAUUCGAACUCAAAUGAACGAAAACGAAGCAUUGAGAAAAUUUCUUUCCCUGAGCUUUUCCUACACGAAUGAGGAUUUACAGUUCCAAGAGGAAUUCACUCAUGACCUGAAAGAGUUUUAUACAAGACUUUUCCAUCAAGAAAAAACAGGAACAAAAUCUGCCGUGGAUAGUGACGAGCAAACUACUCCAGAAUCAGUUAAGAGCGAAUGAACAUAUUUAUUU